Molecule: messenger RNA, 642 nt
Organism: Mucor velutinosus
Lineage: Eukaryota; Fungi; Mucoromycota; Mucoromycetes; Mucorales; Mucoraceae
Product: Protein kinase C signaling pathway involved MAPKK protein
Exons: 1
Coding region: 1-642 (213 amino acids)
Biological process (GO): regulation of transcription by RNA polymerase II; cell differentiation
Molecular function (GO): RNA polymerase II cis-regulatory region sequence-specific DNA binding
Source: RefSeq, a predicted model, not a curated record
AUGCAUUCUUCUUCAACUGUGUUACCUCCAAUUUCUGAUUUAUUCAACAAUAGCAAUAGCACGCAUAGCAUGUCCCGCUCUUCAGUACUUGAUAUAGCUAAUUUACUCUCAUCUCCUGCUACUUCAGAGGGCGACUACCACCCUCAUCAGUAUCACCAUGAUCACCAACAUCAUUCUCAUGCCACCACGCAUCAACGCACUGGUACGAAUCAUCGUGAUUUGAAAGCCAAGCGAAAGAGAGCCUCUCCAAAUCAAUUAGUAGUUUUAAACCGUGUCUUUAACCAAACUUACUUUCCAUCCACCGAGAUCCGUAUUGCACUUGGCAAGCAAUUGGGUAUGAGUCCUCGUACUGUGCAAAUCUGGUUCCAAAACAAACGCCAAGCGCUUCGUAGUCGUGGAAGACACGAUUCACCACCAUCUUCAUUCUAUCUUCCUCCCAUCUCACCACCAAGAUCACCUUCAUCUGAACUUUGCCAGCCCAACUUUUCCUUGCCUCCAUUAAGACUAAUCCCUCCAUAUUCACCUCACUACCAGCAACAACAAAACCAUCAUCAAUAUCACCAACAACAACAACAGUACUCACCUAGCAUGUCAUAUCCCAGCCCCAAUUCCAUCGACCAUCUUCCUUAUCGUGAAUACUAA